Drosophila innubila is the source of this 1359-nucleotide messenger RNA. RefSeq lists its product as uncharacterized. NCBI's taxonomy places the organism in Eukaryota, Metazoa, Arthropoda, Insecta, Diptera, Drosophilidae. The coding region runs from base 102 to 1187 and encodes 361 amino acids. The transcript has a single exon. The record is from RefSeq and is a predicted model, not a curated record.
AAAACUAUUGAGUAAUAAACUAAAAUACACAGACUGAGACACGAACACAAAAAGAGGCAGACUAAAGGGAACAAUAAUUUGGUUUAAAAGAGAUCUUUACGAUGUCUUUUAAGAAGGCACGUUUAACCACGCAUUUUUUGCAAGACAGCAACCUGUCGAUUGUUCCCAUUGGUAAGAGAUCUAUCAAUAGGUGCAUAAAGGUGGUGCAAGGAGAGCAUGAUGGUUCCGAGGGCAGUGUGUUGAAGGAGCUGCUGCUAUUGGAUGAUGCAUUCCGUGUAUACUUUAAGAAAUGGCUCAGCGAGCAGAGUCUGCAGCGCAUGGCGGCGGAAAAGCUGUGGAAACUGUCCAAGGAUUACAGCAUGCAGGUCGAUAUGAAUUGCGCAGCUCCAAAAUAUCCCUCUGCCGAUAUUGAAGCGAUAGUUAACAAGUAUCAAGUGCAUUAUCAGAUCAUACUCAGUUCAAAUUCCGCACUGAGUCGUGACCUGACCUCAUUACGUCGGAAUCUAUUGGCAUUUCGUCGGGAGUCUGGCAAAUUGGAUUUGAGUGAGAAUAGUACUUUCAUUUUGGGGGAUACUUUCCACAAGCCCAUCAAAUUUUUCAUUGAUUUGGCUGAGGAAUUGUUUAGUUAUUUCCAUUGCAGUUAUUUGAAGUUGGAUUGUGGAUCACGGCACCUGGAUCCCUCGGACUUGGCAGCCGUCGAGAACUAUCAAAAGAUACUUGCACCUUGCGAGGAGUUUGAGGACUAUCUGACGCAUAAUCUCGGCUACUGUCAAUGCCUGCGUCCAUCGCAGCCGUGUCCGGAGAUGCCAAAGCACUCCUCAUUCAAACCCAAAGAUGCCGACGAUCUCAUGCAUCGGGCCAAGCAGAAACGAUGUGCUCUACGUCUGGCCAAGAUGUCAGCGACACAUGAUAAUGAAGAUGUCCAAGAGGCUUCAUCCAGGGAUGAUAGCACUGUACUCAACUUGGAGCAUGAGCUCCGUAUGCAUCAGCUGAGCAUGCGGCUGGCGUUGCUGCGUCAGUCGAAUGGGGCAAUCAACAUGGGGCAUGAACGGGAUCUGGUCGAGCAAAUGAUCUAUGCCUUGAGUCCAUCCCUGAUGCCAGAUGGUUAUCAAGCACCUCGUGGAUUUUCCUCAUCUACAUUCAAUAUUCAACCUCGUUCACAUGGCAUGUCGCAUCACGAUAUAUAACAUACUCCGUAUGUGCCACAACGUGUUGCAGCUUUCAUUCGCUUGGUUCAGUCAUAAAUCUCAGUUGCCAUUCAAAUUACAAACUGCAUAUUAACUGCCCAAAUACACGUGAUUUCAUUCUCAAAUAAACAUGGCCAACAAAUUUGCAUGUAAAUUUAAAUGCAACAAUGAG